Messenger RNA from Anopheles maculipalpis, 4095 nucleotides. Its product is annotated as (E3-independent) E2 ubiquitin-conjugating enzyme UBE2O. The record is from RefSeq and is a predicted model, not a curated record. Bases 34 to 4080 code for a protein of 1348 amino acids. The transcript has 5 exons. Lineage: Eukaryota; Metazoa; Arthropoda; Insecta; Diptera; Culicidae.
CCAUCGUUACUUCGCUUCGCAAGUGCGCCAACAAUGGAGAAGGUGAAAAGUGUGGAACGGGCAGCCAUCAUAAAAAAUCGCCCCAGCAACGAACAGAAAGCUGUCGCCGCCAACGGUAGCCCCGGUUUGAACAGUGACGGCACAACGGCCCUACGCAUGCGACCCUCACAGCUUUACCACCCACACGUUGGCCAGCAAACAUUGCUCGGUCCGACGGGGCCACCGGUAUUGCCGGAUCGCAAGCACCAGCAGGAUCGAGCCGAAAGUGAGAAAGUAAAAACCGGUGCAAGCGAGGAAAGUGAAGAGGAUGAGUCGGAAAAUCAAUAUUUCUAUGAGGAUGAAAUUUUUUGUCUCACACCCAAAAAUGGUCACGUAAAGUUUGGCCUGGUGCUCGACAACUACGACGAAAGUGAGGAAGAAACGGCGGAGGAAGAUGCACCGAAGCGGGGCGAAAUUCGUGCCUGUUGGCAUCCGGAUGGUCGCGAAGAAAUCAUCAAACAGCGCAAGGUAGGACUGGCCGACAGGACACUGAUGCCGGGCGAUGUUGUCCGUCGCAUGGUACCGGGUAGAGACACGCAGCGCGGUUACUGCCAUGAAAUCACCGUUAAAGCAGACCUUCGUAUCAUCGGCACCAAGUACGUCGUCCGGAACGUGUGCUCAGAUCGGCUAAGACCACUGCUAUCCAUGCCAAAGGAUAGUGCAGUUUGUCUGGACUCAUGGGUUGGCAGCACAAAGCAAAUUAUGGAAAAACUAAUUCUCAAAUCGUCCUGUGGUUCGCUGGUGGAAGUUUGUCCUGCCAGUGAGUUGGGCAUGUUUCGCGAUCACAAUAUGCGCUUCCGGCGAGGAUUUUUCGCCGAACCACUGUUCUAUCCUGGCCAGCAGUUGGUGGGGCUGAUGAGCGAGCUGGCAAACGGAAAGUGGCUGGCAACGUCCAACGAGAUGAAACUUUCCCGGAAGAACCAUAUGUUGGAACGCAAAUUUACCGUACAAUCGGUGGAGUUGCAGGGCGUUUCGGUGCACUGGCAGUGUAAGGUAUCGAGCGAAGAUCUGGAACAGAAGCUGUCCGAAGGGGGAAGUUUGCAACAACCGCCUGAGUACAUCGCUGGGGAGGAUUUGAAGCGGAUGAAAAAACUGAAUCUCUUUGAAUCGUGCAUGCUUCAGAUAAAUGAUAAAAACUAUCUGAAAAUAGAAGAAACGGAUGUAAUCUGCACCAAGCAGGCUUGGCGUAAGGACAUGAGCAGCAAGUACCGGGAGCAACUGUUGCAAGAAAGCAAAGCUAAAGUAAAGCCUACUAAAGUCAGUGAAGAGGAAAAAGUCGUUAAAACUAGCAUUAAAUCUACCUGCAAUAAUGGCGAUUCAAAGCUUUCGGUACGUAGCGCUGAGAAAGAGAACGGAAGGCACAAUUCGCCAUCAAAGCUCAGGACUGAAGACAGUGACGAAGGAUGGGAAACGGACGAGGAAGGUGAACAGUCAGACGGUGCGGCAUCGUCCUGUUCUGUUACAUCUAAAGCUAGUCCGCGCAAGUCUCCUUUGCUGACAAAACGUAUCAGUAAGCUGAAACGUCGUCAGCUAGCGGCCGAGUUUAGCGGUGAUCGUUUACCAGUCGCCGGAGAUGAAGUGAUCACAGAAGCGCUGGUCGUGUACAGUAUGGCAACGGUCGUCUGGCAGGAUGGAACCAUAGAAACAAACAUUCCAUCCACUGAACUACGGCCCAUACAUCAUCUAGACGACCAUGAGUUUUUCCCAGGAGAUUUCGUGUUGGCAGGUAAUACAGAUCCAGCAAAAAAUCCUUCCUUCCGAGAUUACGGUGUCAUACAGGAUGUGGACCAUCACGGACGAACGGCACGCGUGAAGUGGUUUAGCACGUAUACGUGCACCUCGGAACCACAACCCACGUUCAACGGUGAGUCGGAGGUUAGCGUGUACGAUCUGAAGGAUCAUCCCGACUUUCAGUAUCGGCCCGGGACAAUCGUAAUACGGGUAGCGAAUUUUACCGGUGAAGAUGGCAUUUCUACCGCCGGCCAGGUGCUGGACAAUUACCCGAACGGGAUGGUGAAGGUGUGGUGGGUGGACGGAUUCGUCAGCAUGUGUUGGCCUCAAGAUAUUUUCGAGGUGGGACAGUACGAUUCGGAGAACAAUUUUUGGGGCAGUGUUGCCGAUUCGGAUGCGGAUUCGUGGGAAACGGAAGCGGAAUCGUGCCACUUUGGUGAUGCUGAUGCAGGAUCCCCAUCGGUAAGGUUGAACCCACAGGUAACGGUAAACUUGGAGCGGGCUCGUGUAGCGAUUGCACAGCUGGAGGAACUGUUUAAUAUCAAUCCACAUCUACAGAAUCAAGAAAUUAUGAAAAAACUCAUGAUGGUUUACAAAAAGUGUCGAUUUCUGGAUCGACUGUUGAAUACGAGCUUCUUCCAUGAGCGACAUUUUAUGGGACUGGUAGAAAGGGUACGGAAAUCAAACAAUCAAACUACGACGGAACGUAUGCAGGAUCAGAAGAAUCGUCUGUUCAAUCAGAGUGCAUCUGGUUCGAAAUCGUCCACUCCAACGGCCGAAACACCGGAAGCGGUAAAAGUUCCUCUACCACAGAGAGCCCUUUUCAGUCCUAGCACACCAAACAGUCCAACGGUUAGCAGUCCCACCGAGAAGCUGGAGGAAAAUGAUAAUGCCUACUACAAUGUCGGUAUCGCCAACAUGGAGCUAGACUACGUGAACAAUUUGUGCAUGAAAAUGACCGAGAAUACGGAUCUAAACAAUACGAGCUCUGUUUUUGAUCUAGCCGAAGGUGGCGGUGAGUCGGAAAAACCCGACCAGGAAGAUAAGGAAACGGGAGAGCAACUGGCCCAGGAGUGUGUUGCGGCUCGGUUGUGUUCGCUGUUGAAGAGUCAGCUCAUCAAAGUGCUGGAAGAGAUUAACGAACGGUUUGGACUGGAAGAUCCAUUCAAAGAGAUUAUUUCCGUAGUCGAACUGAAGACGCCAACGCUUGCCUCUAUGCCACCCUCGUGGACACCGUCACCGGCCGGUACACCGGAAGUUCCCGGCAUUAUUGCCGAACCGAUCGCAACGAGCUCACCAGCUGUGACAGACCUGGUACCAUCAUCGCCAACCACAGGCGGCCUGCCAACAGAAAGCUUCCAAAUAAUCGAAUCGGCCCCAACCGCUCACAAAUACCAUCUGACAAUUUUUCAAACCAGCAACGCACAAAGCUUCUACAAAGCGGUACAGCGAGAACACUGGCUGUUGCGUACCUCUCUUCCACCCGGGGUGUGGGUUAGGACGUUUGAAGAUAGGCUGGAUCUGUUGAGCGUUAUGAUCGAGGGUCCGAAGAACACGCCGUACGAGGAUGGUUUAUUUUUGUUCGAUAUACAGCUAGGGCUGGAUUAUCCGCGGACGCCACCUCUAUGCCAUUACAUAAGCUAUUGCACCGAUCGGUUAAAUCCAAAUCUGUAUGAAGAUGGCAAGGUUUGCGUUUCGCUGCUCGGAACCUGGUCCGGUAAGGGCACGGAGGUUUGGGGACCGUCCAGUACGCUGCUGCAGGUGAUCGUUUCCAUACAGGGAUUAAUUUUGGUUGCCGAACCAUACUUCAAUGAGGCCGGAUAUGAAAAGUUGAGAGGUUCGCAGCAGGGUAAGGAGAAUUCGCGCAUGUACAACGAAAUGGUGCUACUGAAGCUGGUUCAAUCUAUGACCAAGCUGGUGUCCAAUCCACCGGAAGUGUUCCGUGAACAAAUAUUAACCCACUUCCAUGCCUGCGGUCAGCGCAUGUAUCAUCGGCUUAAGACAUGGAUGGAACUGUCAAACGAUUACAACCGUCAGAACAGCGUUACGGAGCCAAAUGGUAAAAGUCCACUAAUCCCCACUUUACUCUUAACUCCCUUCCUGGUGGGAUAUGAAAACAACUCAUUUGUGAGUUGUCGUGAAUUACUGUCAGAAAGCAGCGCAUGCAUGAUUCCUCGUCCAGAAUUCCCACUCAUUCCAGCCAGCCGUGGUUUCUGUCUCACACUAACCGGACUGUUGGAGUCGUUUCAAAAGCAGUUGCAGCAAUUAUCACCCUUAACAUCGGCACCAGCAGCUACGGAUGGCAAAUAACGACCGGAAUCGGUA